UUGGCUGGGCCCUCAGCCUAUCAGCGGGCUCCGGAAGUGCCGGCGGUCUCGUGCCCUGUGUGUGUGUCCGCGCGCGGGAUGGCGCCGCCGCUGCGGCAGCGUCUCCGGGAGGCCGUGGCGGUGCUGGGCGGGGGCGGCCUUCUCUGCGCCUCGUACCUGGUGGCCGUGGGUGAGGAGCGGUUCUACGCCGAGCGUCUGAUGCCGGGGCUGCAGCGGUUGCUGGGGCCCGAGACCGCCCACGUGCUCGCCAUCCGCCUGCUCAGCCUGGGGGUCCUGCCCCGCGUGGCCCAGCACGACUCGGCCAUGCUGGAGGUGUGCGUCCUGGGACGGAGGUUUCGGAACCCGGUGGGCCUGGCAGCCGGCUUUGACAAGCACGGGGAAGCCGUGGAUGGGCUCGCCAAGCUGGGAUUUGGCUUUGUGGAAGUGGGGAGUGUCACCCCACAGCCUCAGGAAGGGAACCCCAAACCUCGGGUCUUCCGGCUGCCAGAGGACCAGGCUGUCAUUAACAGAUACGGCUUUAACAGCCAUGGACAUGCCGCCGUGGAGCGUAGGCUUCGGGCCCGGCAGGGAGCACAGCUCCAGCUCACGGAAGCUGGGAUGCCCCUUGGAAUAAACCUGGGUAAGAACAAGGGCUCGGCAGAUGCUGCGCCAGAUUACGUGGAUGGGGUCCGGACGCUGGGCCCGCUGGCCGACUACCUGGUGGUGAACGUGUCCAGUCCAAACACGCCGGGGCUGCGGGACCUGCAGGGCAAAGCCGAGCUGCGCCGCCUGCUGGCCAAGGUGCUGGAGGAGAGGGAUUCCCUGAGGUGUGAGCGCAAGCCGGCUGUGCUGGUGAAGAUUGCCCCUGACCUGACUGCCCAGGACAAGCAGGACAUAGCCAGUGUGGUGACCGAGUUAGGUGUGGAUGGGCUGGUCGUCACCAACACCACCACCAGCCGUCCCAGCAGCCUGCGGGGCACCCUGCGCGCGGAGCCUGGCGGCCUCAGCGGGCGGCCCCUGCGAGCACUCUCCACGCAGACGGUCAGCGAGAUGUACGCCCUCACCCAAGGGAAGGUGCCCAUCAUUGGCGUGGGCGGGGUGAGCAGCGGGCAGGACGCACUGGAGAAGAUCCGGGCCGGGGCCUCCCUGGUGCAGAUGUACACGGCGCUCACCUACCAGGGGCCCCCUGUGGUGGGGGUGGUGAAACGGGAACUGGAGGUGCUGCUGAGGGAGCAGGGGUUUCAGAGUGUCACAGAAGCUGUUGGAGCCGAUCAUCGGUGCUGACGGGCGUGUGGUGCUGUGGAUGGGGCUCUCUGGGCUGCCCCCGGAUGCCCCAGCCUGGAGAAGCUGCAGCACCCUGGGAACAGGGCUUGGUACUUCUUGGGUGUGAGCCAAUCUGGUCUUUGGACUGAGUCAUCCCCUGUGUAGAGUGUGUGUGUGUGUGUGGGGGUCUUGUGAUGUACAGAGACCCCUGAAUGGGCUAACGGGGUCAUGGUGAGCUUGUGGUCUCUGUGCCAGUGGUGCCCUGGGCAUGUGGGGAAGGCUCCCAGCUGCCCUGCAUGGAGGGACCUGAGCAAGGCCUGGGCAGGGGAGCUCUUCCCAGAUGUCUGCUGAGCAGUGCUGGCAGUGUGGGGCCGGGCUGAUCCUUGCCAAUCCUGAGCAGCUGCAGGUCGGGGACCCUGCCCUAUGAAGCUGUGAUGCAUGCUCUGGUGGCACGAGGCCUGGCCUGCUGCUGGGGUGGUGCCAAGUCCCUGCCCCCCCUUCUCGAGCUGGGAAGUCUUCGCGAUUUGCCUGCGAAGGGGCUCGCCUCCCCCCCACUCCCCAUGUGGGUGCACAAGGCCUUGAGCCUGACGCGGCCCUGGCCAUGCUCUUCAUGGAGCCAGCUGGGUCAGGCAGUGCCCUGAGCAGCGUCACUGGCAGCCCUGCUGUGCGCCGCUGCCCCAGCCCAGCCCUCGCUGGCCUACAGGGCCCUGCCUGAGCGCUGGCUUGCCCUUCGCCUCCCUGACCAUAGCUGUCUGUGCUGCUCCCCAGGACUGGCUGGCUGGGGGCUGUAUCUGAAGGAGACUGGGGCGGGGGCCAUUCCUGGGCCUGGCUUCUCACUGGAUUGUCAGUAAACUUGCUGCUCGUUCA
Molecule: messenger RNA, 2109 nt
Organism: Malaclemys terrapin pileata
Lineage: Eukaryota; Metazoa; Chordata; Testudines; Emydidae
Gene: DHODH
Product: dihydroorotate dehydrogenase (quinone)
Exons: 9
Coding region: 79-1263 (394 amino acids)
Biological process (GO): 'de novo' pyrimidine nucleobase biosynthetic process; pyrimidine ribonucleotide biosynthetic process
Cellular component (GO): mitochondrial inner membrane; cytoplasm
Molecular function (GO): dihydroorotate dehydrogenase activity
Source: RefSeq, a predicted model, not a curated record